Messenger RNA from Arabidopsis thaliana (thale cress), 1304 nucleotides. It is a transcript of the gene APK3, whose product is annotated as adenosine-5'-phosphosulfate (APS) kinase 3. The record is from RefSeq and is marked reviewed. The transcript is spliced from 7 exons. Gene Ontology annotation, cellular component: cytoplasm; cytosol. Gene Ontology annotation, molecular function: ATP binding; adenylylsulfate kinase activity. The coding region runs from base 468 to 1094 and encodes 208 amino acids. Gene Ontology annotation, biological process: hydrogen sulfide biosynthetic process; sulfate assimilation. Lineage: Eukaryota; Viridiplantae; Streptophyta; Magnoliopsida; Brassicales; Brassicaceae.
CCAAUAAUAUCUAAGUGAAAAACUAAACUUAAAUGCUCUCUCAAGGGACCAAGUCUCAUUAUUACCAUCACCUCCGAGCGUUCUCUUCUCUCCAUCUGUCUGCCGCUCCUUUAACGUCGGUUCCCAUUUUCUUAUUCACAAUGACCCCAAGAAACUCGAGGAGAUGGAAAAAAGCAAAAGGUAAAACAAAAACAAAAAAGCUUUCUUCGAGAACCAGAGCACAUUGAUUCCAAGGUAAUUACUUUCUCAAUGCCAUGGAAAAGGACCCAUUUUGUUCCCCUUUCCUGUAAUCUAAUCGUUUCAAUCCGUGAUUAUCUCUGUCAGCUUGGAGGAAAUGACUUAGAUUUCAUAAAUCGAUUCAUGAGUUGUCAGAAAGGAUUUAAAUUUUGUUGAUUGAAUGCUGUUUCUGGUGGAUUAGUUUCUCUGAGUUUUGGUGAUAGAUCAGAUUAACAGGCAGAAUUUUGAGAAUGUCGACAGUGGGAAAUUCAACGAACAUAUUUUGGCAAGAAUCCCCCAUUGGGAAAACUGAAAGGCAGAAGUUGUUAAAUCAGAAGGGUUGUGUGGUGUGGAUCACAGGGCUCAGUGGCUCAGGGAAAAGCACGUUAGCUUGCUCGCUUAGUAGAGAGCUGAACAACCGGGGAAAGCUAUCAUAUAUUCUUGAUGGUGACAAUCUUCGUCAUGGUUUGAACAAAGAUCUUGGUUUCAAGGCAGAGGAUAGAGUGGAAAAUAUACGCAGGGUCGGAGAAGUAGCCAAACUCUUUGCGGAUGCUGGUUUAAUCUGUAUUGCCAGCCUCAUAUCCCCGUAUAGAAAAGACCGUGACGCCUGCAGGGAAAUGAUACAGAAUUCAUCUUUUAUUGAGGUUUUCAUGAACAUGUCUCUGCAAUUGUGUGAAGCAAGGGACCCUAAAGGCCUAUACAAGCUUGCACGUGCAGGAAAGAUCAAAGGUUUCACAGGAAUAGAUGAUCCGUAUGAGUCUCCCUUGAACUGUGAGAUAGAGUUGAAAGAGAAAGAGGGAGAGUGUCCUUCCCCUGUAGCUAUGGCUGAGGAAGUGAUCUCUUAUCUAGAAGACAAAGGUUUCCUUCAAAACGAGUAACGUCCAUCAUAAUCUAACGACCGAGAUUUGUUUUUCCUUUUACUUUUUAUGGGUGUUCUCUGUUUGUUACUUUCCUGAAACACUGCAAAUUCUUAAGAAGUUUCAACUAAUGAAGACAUAUAUAGCUUCUUCUCCUUCUUCUGAAACUUGUCUUCUACACUGAAACUCUAGUCAGUCAAUACCAGAAUUCGAUCCUAUACAACAACAAGA